AUGAAUGACAUUGCACAGAAAACUGAGAUUCUGCUUUCUUCAUCUAAACCCGUCCAAAAGUCCUAUGUGCCCAAGCUUCACAAGGGUGAUGUAAAGGAUAAAUUUGAAGCUAUGCAGAAAGCAAGGGAAGAAAGAAAUCAAAGGAGAUCUAGAGAUGAAAAGCAAAGAAGAAAAGAACAAUAUGUUAGAGAGAGAGAAUGGAACAGGAGAAAGCAGGAGAUGAAAGAACUGCUCGCAUCUGAUGAAGAUGAUGAUACAAAAUUCUCUAAAACAGAAAAAGGUUAUGUCCCAAAGCUAAUAGGAACCGUUAAGGGCAAGUUUGCAGAAAUGGAGAAGCAGAGGCAAGAAGAAGAAAGAAAAAGAAUGGAAGAAGAAAGAAAGCGCAGAAUUGAGCAAGAUAUGAUUGAGAAAAGAAAAAUUCAAAGAGAAUUAGCAAAAAAAGCACAGGAGAUUGAUGACUUUAACAAUUCGGGAACUGAAUCAGCAGCUGAGGAAGGGGAUGACUCACUACUAGUUACAGUAGUGCCUGUAAAACCCACCAAGUCACCUGGAAAGAUGAAGAUCAACUGUGAGAACACAGGAAAGGAGAGAGCAGAACAAAGAAAGAGACAGGACGAAGAAAAGCUAAAACAUGAGGAACAAAACCAGUUCCUUAAGGAAACCAAGUGCCUUUCAUUUGCCACGGGUGAAAAUGAAGACAAUGAAACACAAGGGCCUCUGUCUUCUGGUAAGCUGAAAGUAACAUUUGAAGAACUUGAAAGACAAAGACAGGAAAACCAAAGGCGACAAGCAGAGGAGGAAGCAAGACAGCGUUUGGAAGAGGAAAAACGAGCCUUUGAAGAAGCUAGACAGAGAAUGGUGAGUGGUGAUGAAGAAUCUGAAAAUUCUGUUAAAGAAUUCCGCCCUGGUAAACUCAGACUCAGUUUUGAGGAGAUAGAAAGACAGAGGAGAGAGGAAGAAAAGAGGAAAGCAGAAGAGGAUGCAAGACGACGCAUGGAAGAGGAGAAAAGAGCAUUUGCUGAAGCAAGGAAGAACAUGGUGCUGGAUGAUGAAUCACCAGAAAUGUUUAAAACAUUUUCUCAAGAAUCUCUCAUACCUGGUAAACUGGAAAUUAAUUUUGAGGAGUUGCUGAGACAAAAAAUGGAAGAAGAAAAAAGACGCACGGAAGAAGAGCGCAGGCAAAAGUUGGAAAUGGAGAGGCAAGAAUUUCAGCAGUUGAGACAAGAAAUGGGAGAGCUGGAAGAAGAGUGUGAAACUUUCGAGCUAAGCAAAGAAUAUGAAGAAUUAAUCAAGCUCAAAAGAAGUGGUUCUAUCCAGGCAAAGAACUUAAAAAGCAAGUUUGAAAAAAUAGGGCAAUUGUCUCAACAAGAAAUACAGAAGAAGAUUGAAGAAGAGCGAGCUAAGAGAAGAGCAAUGGAUGAGGAAAUAAGAGAAAGGGAAGCUGAAAAAUUUCAAGAGGAUGAUGAUGUAGAUGUCAGACCAGCCAAGAAGUCUGAGGCUCCAUUUACUCACAAGGUAAACAUGAAGGCACGUUUUGAGCAAAUGGCAAGAGCCAGGGAAGAAGAGGAGCAGAGGAGGAUUGAGGAACAGAAACUACUACGUAUGCAGUUUGAACAAAAAGAAAUUGAUGCAGCAUUACAGAAGAAAAGAGAAGAGGAAGAAGAAGAAGAGGGAAGCAUUAUUAAUGGUUCUACUUGUGAAGAUGAGGAGGAUCAAGCUCGGUCUGGAGCUCCCUGGUUCAAGAAGUCACUGAAAAACACAUCAGUUGUUGAUGGAGAACCAGUGAGAUUUACAGUUAAAAUUACUGGAGAACCAAAACCUGAAGUUACAUGGUGGUUUGAGGGGGAAAUGUUGCAGGACUCUGAGGACUAUCAAUACAUUGAAAGAGGAGAAACCUAUUGCCUUUACUUGCCAGAAACCUUCCCCGAAGAUGAAGGAGAAUAUAUGUGUAAAGCAGUCAACAACAGAGGCUCAGCUGCUAGCACCUGUAUUCUCACCAUUGAAAGUAAGAGUUAGCAUUUUCAUUUCCUUAACUCUCAAAUAGUCUUCCUGUAUCUGUCCUGUUAUGAGAAUCUAAUUAUCUGUUUCUCUUAACCCAUUUUCUAUUUUCUAGCUGAUGACUACUAAUGCUCUGCUUUAGCUGGAAUCUUUCUUCCCCUCAACUUUCUUACUGCAUCAUCUCUUUCUCUGAUGGGGCCAACUAAAGAAAGCAAGGAUAUGCAUUGAUUUGUCAUUCCUGCAUCAGAUAAGAAUAACCUUCCAAUUGUGAGCAUCCAGGUUCCCUACUCAAUGCAAAAAUUGGUAUUAAAGGCUAAAAAGAAGGAAUCAAUGUAUGAAAGAUCAACUAAAGGAGAAAGCUGAAUUCUAUGUGCUCCCACAUUUAAAGACCAACUGUUGUGUAAUAGUAUAAAGCUGAAUACACAAUUUGGAAACUUGUGUAGUAGUGUAAUUGGUAUAUUUUGCAUGAGCACUGAGUAUUUAAGCUGUUUUACUUUAUCCCAGAGCAUUGAACUGGCAAAAGGAAAUACUUAUUGAUUUUCAAAAACCCAAGUGUACUAUUUUUAAAGAAUAAAAGAUUAC
Molecule: messenger RNA, 2580 nt
Organism: Acanthisitta chloris (rifleman)
Lineage: Eukaryota; Metazoa; Chordata; Aves; Passeriformes; Acanthisittidae
Gene: NEXN
Product: nexilin (F actin binding protein)
Exons: 12
Coding region: 1-2016 (671 amino acids)
Biological process (GO): mitochondrial fusion
Source: RefSeq, a predicted model, not a curated record